GGUGCUGAAGUCUACAUCUCUUAAACUACGGAUCGUUUUCCAAGAAAAUCGUGAAUGAUUAUGGCCGAAUCCUAUCAGAAAAUCGCCCUAAGCAAUCCUGAUUCUACCCCAUCGGUCGGUAGGGGCCACAAGAAAGAUUUUCGACUCUCCGGAUCGAUCUGUGGCACAAAUUAUACACCCAUGGUGGGCCGUUUCCACAUUGACGGGCCAGGCCAGCCUUUUUUAUGCAUGUUUUGCCGAACCCGCCGUUGAGGCCGUUUCCGCAAGGUUUAACUGAAAAGGACAUUUAUACAUAUCGAACCCAUCAUUACCCGGUGGUUCUUUUGACGCUUCACACCUUCCUCUCCUCCAUCUUGAUUCGCCGAGUCUUCUCCUCGCCAUGUCCCAAAGAGCCAACCAAGAGCUUUUGGCCCAAUUCUCCCUAGUGGCUAAGGAGAUGUGCUCAUCGUUGGAGGCUACUUCCAAGGAGCAAACGGAUGCCCUGAUCAAAAGUCAAUCCGAUCUUUUGGAGAAACUGGGCGACAAAAUCACCGAAAAAUUAACCCCUCUGCCCGUGCCUUCCGCUCUCCCAUCGCAUCAAACCUUGGGGCCUACAAUUCCCCCUUCCUCCCCGAUAGUUGGAGACCUCUCUGCAGGUUCAGCCCAGCUUCUUCAACGUCCUCCUUCUCCUUUGAGCGCGUCCUUCAAUUCCGCUUCCGUCCUGUUGGUCAUCCCCUACCCCAUCGGUCACUUCGUGGGCUACGCCAGCUCAGGCCUAACAACAGAUGAUCCCGGUAUAGUUACAUCUCCUUUUUCCCUCAUUCUUUCUUCCAAAUAAUUAUUGAUUAAGUACCCAUUCUUUUCGAUGAGGUCUCGGGAACCACUCAUUUUGAUGCUGUUUCCACUUUAAUUUGGGGGGUUAAAUACCAACCUCAGUUGCAUGAAUGACCUCUCAUUUCGAUGAUGUCUCAGGAACCACUCAUUUCUAUGACUUUCCAUCGAUCUUUGAUAGAUAGGCUUAUCUCAGUGCGUCCUUACUCCCUCAAUUCAGUGCGGUCUCUAAGGCAACUCGUUUCGAUGAUGUCAACAAUGUCUUAAAAAAUCGCUCAUUUUAAUAAUGUCUCAGAAAGUACUGAAAUUUAUGUUUCUAAGAGCCUAUUCAUUUCGUUCUUGUUUCCAACUUGCUUUGUAUAUUUGUGCAAAGUCGGCUUUGCGUAGAUCUGAAUUGUCCCGACUCUCCGAAGGUUUGACCAAGGCCACCUUCAGCCUUUGAGACAUCAACAAAAGCUCCGUCCUUCUUGGAUUCGCUUUGGCGGAGUUAGAGCCCCUUUUACACAACCCCCUGCUCUCUGGUUCACUCGAGGAUGCCAGAGUGCUUCUCGGCCUUCCCUUAUCACAUGACCUUUCCCCACUGGCCGAGUUGAUGUCAUCUCGUAAACGUGCUCUACUGACCAAGGACUCUAAAGAAAAUUCUUUAGAGUCCCUGUACUGACCUACACGGAUAUGCACGCGGCAAUCAAAUACGAUCAACAGCUUGUUCAAGUCGUUCAAACCAAGAACCAUGAAUACUGAAAAGCCUUUAGAGGUCAUCAUCAGCUUCGCGAUUCGACCGUGAAACGCAUUGAGGCGGUUGACAGACAUCUAGCAUGCGCUCAAGCUAUUGUCAACCGCGACAGGAAAAGAUCAGAAGAGAGACGAGCCCCUUACAGACCCUUCACGUUCAGUGGUCGUUCGCAUAGACCUUUCUCCGGUUCUCGUUUUUCCUCUUGAGCUGAGGCAAACCCGCCUUAUAAUGGUCGUUCUUUCAACCCCAAUCACGAAGGGAAAAUGUGUUUCGUCUGUGGCACCUCUUACCAUCCUGGCUUCCCUUGUGCCCCUAAAAAGCCCUAACGUGUUGCGUUUAUUUACCCUCAGUUUCACUUGUUCACGUGUUCAAUUGGAACCCAUUGUCUUCCCAUUUGGGCUAAUUGUUCCCUUUCUUCGAGUUCAUACAAUGCCUACCGCGAAUAAUACUAUUCAUUUUAACUCUUCUUGGCUCGACACUUAUCUUUUGAUAUAAUGCGACUUUUGAUAUUAGUCAUUUCCUCCCCUUUCUGUUCCCUCUUCAGGUCGCAACCUUCUCCAUCCCACAAUUGGGUGUGCGGAAGUGGGAAUUUUCGACAAACCUAUCUCGACAAAUCCUGCUGUGACGGGAGCCAUCGGACGAGAUUACACCCAUUAUUUUUGGGAGCAUAUCCUGGCAGCCCCUGUCAACAUUUUGCAAGUAAUCAAGCACGGCUACAAACUCCCGUUCAAAAACGGGCCUCCUCUCUCUUAAUCACGUCUUCCCAACAACAGAAGUGCCCUUUCGGAUCGCGACUUUGUCGAUGAACAACUUUUUCUAUUUGAAUCGAUAGGUUGCAUAUCUGUCACCACCGUUUCCCCUAUCCUCGUCCUUCCCCUCUCGGUCGUGUUAAGCAUCAAGAAACGUUUAGUUGUAGACGCCUCUCGCAAUCUGAACCCCUUGCUGGAAAACAAACAAGUGAAAUUGUGUCAUCUUGAAUUGGCCAAUGAUAUCUUGACGCCUAAUUGCUUCAUGACGACCUGCGAUCUGGAAUCUGGUUACCAUCAGGUUCCCAUUCACCCCACUCACCGGAAAUAUCUGGGAAUUCAUUGGGAGCGAAAUGGCAAAACUGUUUUCUUUGUGUGGAAUGUAUUGUUCUUGGGGAUCAAAACGGCAGUACAUCUCUUCACCAAACUUCUCCGCCCACACAUUCCUCUCUGUCAAUGUCACGGCGUUCCCAUAUCUAUCUAUAUUGAUGAUCAAAGAAUUUUGGGUCCAGAUUUAUCCUCGUGUCUCGUAAACUCCAAUUUUGCCGCGAUAUGCCUUCAGAUGGCGGGCUGGAUCAUUCAUCCAGGCAAAGGAUUCUCGUCUCCAACCCAGUUUGGAACGUUCUUAGGUCUGGAUCACGAUCUUAUCAAUCUGAGAUAUUCCAUUCCACCUCGCAAGCUGUCGGAUAUUUCAUUGCUCGCAGAGAGUCUCCUUCAUCAACGUCGGGUCUGCAUCAAAUUUCUGGCUAGUUUUUACGGGAAAAUAGCUUCUUGCCGGUUGGCUCUCGGCCCCGUUUCUUCGUUGCUCACGCGUUCGGGUCACCAAUUAAUUUCGUCAUCUGUUACUACAACUUCGUGGGAUGGUUGGGUGACGCUCACCCCAUUAGUCCUCUCUGAAAUCAAUCACCUCCGACUCCCCCUCCUCUCUCUCAAUGGCUGGCCCAUCCGACUUCUUCCCAAUGUAAUCCCUAAUAGAACGUUUGCUUCCGAUGCUUCUGCUGUCGGCAUUGGUGCAACAGAAAUAUUAUGUCAUUCUACCUCACACUCGCAUUCGGGCCCCUGCCUUGGUUCAAAAGCUCUCUCUCGUCCCUUAAAGCCUGACGAACGCCUCACUAGCUCGACCUCCAGAGAACUCCUUGCAGCAAAAGAGCUCGUGGACAAGUUUGCUCCAUCUUGGUAUUGUCAAAACGUUCUCCUCCUCUGCGACAAUGAAAACGUUUCCCGAAUCCAGCGUCGCUUCUCUGCAAAAUUCCCUGAUAGCGUUCACUUCUCUUCACUCUUCACACGGGUUUUCAUCGGCCACCCAAUAUUACGUUCAAGUCAACAUGUAACAAGUACCUCUUUUGCAGGCCGCUCUUUAUUCCAAUUUUGCUACCUUGUUUACAAUGGUUUAUUUUUUGAAUUACCCUAUCCCAUCUUGAACCCCAUUCAUUGUUCUCUUCGUGGUUGGAAUAUAUGCUCGUUUUAACGUCACGUUUUUAUUCCUUUCAGCCUUUAACUCUCUCGUCUCCAAGAGUAAGAUUCUCAUUAACGCGGCCAAAGCUCCAGCUACUUGGAAGGGUUAUACGACCUAUUGGAAUCUCUUCUUACACUUUUGUUCUACUCACAAAAAGGCCUGUUUGCCAGCAGCUGCUAACACUGUUUUAGCCUUCCUGCAAUUCUACGCAGAUAAGUCUCGCUCCUCUUCGGCUUGCCAAUUCAUCUCUGCCUCUAUUUCGGCCUUUCAUGAAUCCAAUGGCUAUUCUUCCCCUUGCAAUGGCAAACUCAUUCAACUUUUCUUACUUGGUGCCAAGAAAACUUUUUCAAGGCCAAUUGUACGGAAGCAUCCCAUUUCUCAGGACAUUCUCAUUCGCAUCCUGAAUCAUUGCCUGAGCACAGAUCUACAUUCCUCCGUACCCUCUCAACCCUUACAUCUCUGGAGAGAAGCCAUUUUCGAACUUUUUGGCCUUUUUAACAUUAUCACGUUUCAACGACCUAGUCCAUGUGUCCACCUCGGACAUAAUACUUCAAUCUGACAAAAUAACCGUCUUUUUCCCUCAUCGGAAGAACGACCAGUUCAGUCCUGGACACUCCGCUUACCUUAAAAUCACCAAUUCCACACACUGUCCUAAACGACUCUAUUUAUCCUACCUUUCACGUCUCUCCCGGGCUUCGGGGGUCCCGUAUUGUGGCCCCCUUUUACCCAAACUGGACAAAAAGGGCCCUGAUUAUUUGGUAUCUUCGACUAAGGUGCCCUAUCACUCCAUUCGAAGUGUGCAAUUCUCCGUUCUUUCGGCUAUUGGGCUAGACCCCUCUAAAUUUGGAUGCCAUUCUUCCCGCCGCGGUGGUGUAAAAACGGCCAAUUCUAUUGGUCAUACAUCUUCCCAAGUGGGAAUUGCUGGUGGCUGGUUGGUCAACAGUCUCGUUCCCGACGAUUACGACGAUGAACACGUACCCCGAAUUCUAACUUCUAUGAGCAAUUCCCUUGCCUUUGAAUAAAGAGAGAAAAAUCUCCCUGACCAACAACACAAAAUCGGUCUUGGUUCUCUUAUACCGUCGUCCUCCUUUCACAUCUCGCUAUAUGAUUAUUGAAUACUGAGUAUUUUAGUGAGAAUAUGUAUAAAUAGGGGUUUCUUCAUAAAGUAGAAAACUGCUUAUAUUGGACCG
Tigriopus californicus is the source of this 4935-nucleotide messenger RNA. RefSeq lists its product as uncharacterized. Lineage: Eukaryota; Metazoa; Arthropoda; Copepoda; Harpacticoida; Harpacticidae. The record is from RefSeq and is a predicted model, not a curated record. The transcript has a single exon. The coding region runs from base 2555 to 3757 and encodes 400 amino acids.